Messenger RNA from Cariama cristata (Red-legged seriema), 1072 nucleotides. Its product is annotated as glycine dehydrogenase (decarboxylating), mitochondrial-like. Gene Ontology annotation, biological process: glycine decarboxylation via glycine cleavage system. The transcript has 10 exons. Lineage: Eukaryota; Metazoa; Chordata; Aves; Cariamiformes; Cariamidae. Gene Ontology annotation, cellular component: mitochondrion; glycine cleavage complex. Gene Ontology annotation, molecular function: glycine dehydrogenase (decarboxylating) activity; pyridoxal phosphate binding; glycine binding. The annotation marks the transcript as partial. The record is from RefSeq and is a predicted model, not a curated record.
GCACAACAAAAGGAGGAAGUUCUAUGUAGAUGCCCGAUGCCACCCUCAAACUAUAGCAGUGGUCCAAACUAGAGCAAAUUAUACGGGUGUUAUUACUGAGCUCAAAUUACCCCAUGAGAUGGAUUUCAGUGGAAAGGAUGUCAGUGGAGUGUUAUUUCAGUAUCCGGACACUGAAGGGAAGGUGGAAGACUUCUCUGAACUUGUUGAAAGAGCUCAUCAGAACGGGACUCUCACUUGCUGCGCUACUGAUCUUCUGGCUCUGUGUAUUCUGAAGCCUCCUGGAGAGUUUGGGGUAGAUGUUGUCCUGGGUAACUCCCAGAGGUUUGGCGUGCCCCUCUGCUAUGGAGGACCUCACGCGGCAUUCUUUGCUGUCAAGGAAAAUCUAGUGAGAAUGAUGCCGGGCAGAAUGGUGGGUGUUACGAGAGAUGCAAAUGGAAAGGAGGUGUACCGACUUGCUUUGCAAACACGAGAGCAGCAUAUCAGGAGGGAUAAAGCUACCAGCAACAUCUGCACAGCACAGGCUCUUCUGGCUAACAUGGCAGCCAUGUUUGGUGUAUACCAUGGUUCUGGUGGAUUAAGGCAUAUUGCAAGGCGGGUACACAAUGCUACUCUAAUCUUGGCUGAAGGUCUCAGGCGAGCUGGUCAUAAACUACAUCAUGAUCUGUUCUUUGAUACCUUGACGAUCACAUGUGGAUGCUCAGUCAAAGAGGUUUUGGACAGGGCAGCUCUUAGAAAGAUAAAUUUUCGGAUUUAUAGUGAUGGCAGACUUGGAGUAUCACUUGACGAAACUGUAAAUGAGAAAGACCUAGAUGACAUAUUAUGGAUUUUUGGUUGUGAAUCUUCAGCGGAACUGAUUGCUGAGGGUAUGGGCGAGGAAACCAAAGGCAUCCUUAGCACCCCAUUUAAGAGAACAUCCAAAUUCUUGACACAUCAGGUUUUCAACAGCUAUCACUCUGAGACAAAUAUUGUGCGGUACAUGAAGAGAUUAGAAAACAAAGAUAUUUCCCUUGUACACAGCAUGAUUCCUUUGGGGUCCUGCACAAUGAAGCUCAAUAGUUCAGCUGAACUUACG